This is a messenger RNA of Hansenula anomala, 1707 nucleotides long. RefSeq lists its product as uncharacterized. The transcript has a single exon. The record is from RefSeq and is a predicted model, not a curated record. NCBI's taxonomy places the organism in Eukaryota, Fungi, Ascomycota, Saccharomycetes, Phaffomycetales, Wickerhamomycetaceae. The coding region runs from base 1 to 1707 and encodes 568 amino acids.
AUGCCGCUCACUAAACACGUUGAUCAGUUGAAAAACAGGUUAUACAAAAACACUCCAGACCCAAACAGAAGCUCCAACAUUAUCCCAUACAUGAUCCAUUAUAACAAGAAAGGUGAAAACUUUACUAUUAUCUCCACCACUAAUGAUUUUGACCUUGCUAAACUUUGUGAUGAGUUACUUUCAAACCCAUUACCUGAUGAACAUUUUGCCUUAGGAUUAGCUACAAGCCAUUCUUUCUUAAGACAGCCUUCUUCAAGUGGUAAUCUUAAAAGAUUGUUGAGGUUUGGUAACUAUACAGUUUUGGAUCCUUAUUGGUGUGGAAGUUUUGAGAAUCAAGCUGAGAAUCAUAAAUCACUUUUGAAAACUGCUAAGAUUUUAACAAAUCUUUUCCACACUUUGGAUGAAAGAAACUGGCCACCACAAGUUAGAGCUAUGCAGACUUCAUCUAUUGGUAAUAUUUUCAUUGGUGACGACUUUGUUGAAGAAAAUUUUGAAAAAAUGAUUACUAAGUAUUCAAAAGAAUAUAAAGGUUAUCAUAAUGAUAGAAAGAAGACCAGAGCAAAAAGUAUUCCUUUAACUUUAUCAUGUCAUGAAUUUCACAGACCUGGAAUGAAGGGUGAGAAAAUCUCUGAGUAUAUGGUUAUUUGGAAGGACCCAAAGAUGAGUUUGGACAAAUUGUUGCUUGAUUUGAGUGUUAAGAAAUAUGAUUAUCAGGUCUUGAAAAACUAUAGAAUAUUCACAGGUGAAGCUAAAGCAUUAUACGAGGUUGAGGAUCUUAGAAGACGUCAAUUUUCAAUACUUGGGUAUGAUCUUUAUAAAUUAUCAUUGAUGUCACCAACCAAAGAUGAUCCAAGUUUACGUCCAGAUUAUGAAAAGACUCAAGAGUUAUUUUCUGAAUUCAAGCAUUCAGUUAAAGAUCGUUCUUAUGAUGAAAAUUCAAUCAAGAAAGGUAGUACACCGGCAAGCUUCCUUGCUUAUCAAUACUAUGGUGCUACACAUCCAAAACAUCAUCGUGGUGAACCAAAUUAUCAAGUCAUGAGUACUGAAAAGAUUGUUAACGACAAGGUUUCCAAUUAUAUCUCCCGUCAUUUCAUUCCAGAGUUCCCAGUUUUUGAAUAUGAUUUUGGUGAUGUGUUGGCUAUAACCAAUUGUACUUAUAGUUUUGAAUCAUUUAGCAAAGAUCUUUAUGACAGUGUUAUAAGUGGUGACUUCGGAAAUAUCUCAGAAGAUAUGUUUAAUAAAGAUCAUUAUAUCAAAAAGGCCAUUGAAGAGAAUGAUAAAAAGAUCUGUGCUUCUCUCAAUUCUGAUUUGUUCAAAAAAUCCUUGAUUUUCAGUAAAAAGUACAUGACAGCCAAUGAGAAACUUGAUUAUUAUGAUCAAAUUGCAACAUCACUCAAUUUUGGUAAGAAUCCAAUCAAAAGAAAAGUUAAAACUGCCAGUUAUAUUAUUCAUAAAACACAUUCAAAAGCUCUUGGUAGAGAUGUCAACAACUUGGUUGUGAUUAUUAAAGAUGUUCAUUUGGGUAUGAAGGAGUUAUCAGAAGACUUCACAAAAGCUAAAGCACAUAAAAAGCCUGAUCAAAUUAACAGCUUGCAUGUUGACCUCCCAGAACUUUAUGUCAACUAUGAUGAUGAAGAUUUAUCUCCAAAAUAUAUUGCAAGUGCCUUCCCAAGUCCUCAUGGUAACUCAAGUUUAUAUGAGCCAUAA